Molecule: messenger RNA, 2787 nt
Organism: Sphaeramia orbicularis (orbiculate cardinalfish)
Lineage: Eukaryota; Metazoa; Chordata; Actinopteri; Kurtiformes; Apogonidae
Gene: parp2
Product: poly (ADP-ribose) polymerase 2
Exons: 17
Coding region: 119-2077 (652 amino acids)
Biological process (GO): protein poly-ADP-ribosylation; double-strand break repair
Cellular component (GO): nucleolus
Molecular function (GO): zinc ion binding; NAD+ poly-ADP-ribosyltransferase activity
Source: RefSeq, a predicted model, not a curated record
AAUACACGGUCGUCACCGGCGCCAAAACAGUACAAGGGAGAAAGUUUUGUCGUCCUCUUUGUUUCUUUCUCGUUUUGUCCCUCGAAUUACUGUAACGCCCUGUUUACUAUAAACCACGAUGAGGAGAGCAAGAAGUUCAAGAAAUAAAAGCCAGCAGAGUGCAGCAGAAAACGGUGACAGUGAGUCUAAAACAGUGUGGCAGUGGCAAGGAGAUGAAGGACAGUGGGUGUCUUACCCACCCUCAGACUGCACCCUGUUGGACUCUGCUGUCUCCUCAGGGGAAACCUCUGUUACCUUGUCUCUUGGUCCUGGGAGGACCUAUGAUGUCGACCUGAAGAAGAUGGUUCAGAUAAAUCCAGUCACAAAGUACAAGAGGAAGAUUCGCUCUCAGAUUGUAAAAACAGAAAGUUUAAAUGAAGGCAAUGAAUCAGUUGCUAAUAAUGGGACACCAGCUGAAAUCAAACAGGAAGAGGAGGAGACUGAAGAGCAGCCGGCAGUGAAAAGGAAAAGAGGCCAAAGCAAAACUCAAGUAAAAACUGAAGAAAUGCCUAAGGAAGAAAAGAAGACUGGAGAGGUUGUGAAGACUGUGGUCAUGAAGGGAAAAGCUCCUGUGGACUCUGAAUGUAAAGCCAAACUUGGAAAGGCUCAUGUUUAUAGUGAAGGAAAUGAUGUUUAUGACGUGAUGCUAAACCAGACCAAUUUGCAGUUCAAUAACAACAAAUAUUACCUGAUCCAACUGCUGGAAGAUGAUAGUUCCAAAGCUUACAGCGUUUGGAUGAGAUGGGGCAGAGUGGGCAAAGUGGGUCAAAACAGUUUGACAGCUUGUGGUGGGGAUCUGUUGAAAGCCAAAGACAUCUUCAAGAAAAAGUUCCUUGACAAGACAAAGAACGAGUGGGAACACCGGGCAAGUUUUGAGAAAGUGGCUGGAAAGUAUGACAUGGUGAUGAUGGACUACAGCACGGAUCAAAAGGAGCAGAACCAGACUGAGGUGGAUUCUGCGCCCAAAAAAAAGACCUCUAACCUGGAUGUGAAGGUCCAGUCACUUCUGGAGCUCAUCUGUGACCUGAAAGCCAUGGAGGAGUGUGUCCUGGAGAUGAAGUUUGACACCCGGAAAGCUCCUCUUGGCAAACUGACCUCAGAGCAGAUCCGUGCAGGCUACACUGCUUUGAAGAGAAUCGAGGACUGUUUGAAGAAGAAGGGCAGCAAUCGUGAGCUGCUGGAGGCCUGCAACCAGUUUUACACUCGCAUCCCUCAUGACUUUGGCUUAAAAACGCCACCAGUCAUCCGCACUGAAGAGGAGCUGAAGGAAAAAAUUGAACUGUUAGAGGCGCUUAGUGACAUCCAGAUAGCAGUAAAAAUGGUUCAGUCCAGUGAAGCAAGUGAUGAGCAUCCUCUGGACAGACAAUACAAGUCCAUGCAAUGCAAACUGCAGCCUCUGGACACCAACACCAAAGAAUACCAAGUGAUAGAAAAGUACCUGCAGUCCACUCACGCCUCCACCCACCGUGAUUACACCAUGACUGUGCUUGACAUUUUUUCUGUGGACAGAGCAGGGGAGAGUGACAACUUCCUCUCACAGCUGCACAACAGGACUCUGCUGUGGCAUGGGUCCCGUUUGACUAACUGGGUGGGCAUCCUCAGUAAGGGGCUCCGAGUGGCCCCACCUGAAGCACCCGUCACUGGCUACAUGUUUGGUAAAGGUAUCUAUUUUGCUGACAUGUCAUCAAAGAGCGCCAACUACUGCUUUGCCAAUCAGCAGUCCAAUAAUAUUGGAAUGCUGCUACUGUGUGAGGUUGCCCUGGGAGACUCUAACGAGCUGCUGGACGCUGACUAUGAGGCCAAUAAUCUGCCUCCUGGAAAACACAGCACCAAAGGCCUGGGACAGACCGGACCUGACCCCAAAAACUCUGUUAUCCUAGAUGGUGUGAUCGUGCCGAUGGGACCAGGGGUGAAGACGGGGGCGGGUAAAACCAGUGGAUACUCCCUCCUCUACAAUGAGUUCAUUGUUUACAAUCCUGCCCAGACACGCAUGAGGUACCUGCUGCGGGUCCAGUUCAACUACUCUUCACUGUGGUGAGGCUGUGGAUGUCAUGUCAUUGUUCUCGGGUUUAGAAGCUGUCAUUUUGUAGAACGUAUGUCAAACAAGAGGAACAAGCUACUGUAACUGGUUUUUGUAUUUUGGAAAGGCAGGUAUCAUGCAAGGGGAUAUGAUAAAUGUAAAGGUUAUACAAUUAUAUGAACUGACAGGCAGUAGAAUGACAAAAUUUCUCCCAUUUUCACAUUUUUUAACUGGGUUUUCAAUUCAGGUUCCCAUUCCUAAUUUAUGAAGGCUUCUCAUUUGGUAGUGGGAGUCAACGGUGAAGAUUAAUUCCUUGAUAUGACAAAUAUCUUGCACUAUUUUCUCUCUGUGCUGCUUUGUAUUACAUAUGUCUUAGUAUAAGUUGUGUCAUGCUGCUUUAAUAUCAUUUUGGUUUUCUCCUGUGGCUCUGCUUAUCUCUCACAUAACCUUACAGAUGUGAUGAAUUUCAUGAUUCAACAGAUUUGAAUGAAAUAAUCUUUAGCAUGGAUUGACUUUACUUAGCAGGAUUGCUAUCGAUUGGGAAAACACUAGCACAGCUUUAUGUAGUAAAUGUACAAUUUUUACAGCAGUUUUUAUUUUUAUAUGUAAAACAGACACAAUGUUCUGUAAAAAUACUGACCAUCAUUCAUUCAUUGUUUGUCACAAACAGGAUACAGUUACACUAGAUACAGUACAUAAGAAUAAUAAUAAAGAACAUUGUCAUUGCG